AUGACUCUCCGAGAUAUAGCUUCAUUGAAUAUAACUGAACAAGAACAUGAUCUCAUUACAGAAUCGUCUAAGAAUAGAUCUGGCAAAGUGAGGGUGAAGAAGCAUCAUUUGCCAACUGAAUCGAAGGAGAGGGUACAAAAUGAUCAGGUAGGAGAUAACCAAGUUAUUCCUAUGGACACUACUAGUGAUACUAGUGUCCCCAGUCAUGUAGGUUCUCAUUCUCGUAAGCGCAGACAUCGCUCAAAACAUCAUAAGAUCAGUUAUGCAGACAGUGAUAGUGAUACAUGUGAUCCCCAUUCUGCACAAACCACUAAACGCAGAAAACGGCCAAGACAUCAUAAAAAGAGACAGGGUCAUGGGAGUACUAGUAAUGUGACUGGUGAAAGAGACAAUGAGACAAUUGAGACUGAGGAGAACCAGAGUGGUAAUGGUAUUGAGAACCUAGUUGGUGAUCACAAUAAGGACCAGGGUGAUGGCAAUGAGGAUCAGGGUGGUGGCAAUGAAAACCAGGAUGGUGAUCACAAUAAGGACCAGGGUGAUGGCAAUAAAAAUCAGCAUGGUGAUGGCAAUAAGGAUCAGGGUGAUGGCAAUGAAAACCAGGAUGGUAAUGGCAAUGAGGACCAGGGUGAUGACAAUGAGGACCAGGGUGAUGACAAUGAAGAUCAGGAUGAUGGCAAUGAAAACCAGGAUGGUGAUGGCAAUGAUCAGAGUGAUGGCAAUGAAGAUCAGGAUGAUGGCAAUGAAAACCAGGAUGGUGAUGGCAAUGAAAACCAGGAUGGUGAUGGCAAUGAAGAUCAGUAUGAUGGUAAUGAAAACCAGGAUGGUGAUGGUAAUGAAAACCAGGAUGGUGAUGGUAAUGAAAAUGAGGAUGGUGAUGGCAAUGAUCAAGGUGAUGGCAAUGACGAUCAGGAUGAUGGAAAUGAUGAUGGCAGAGAGAAUCAGGGUGGUGAUGAAAGUGACCUUUAUAGUAGUGAUGAUGAUGGUGAAAAUGGGGUAGUACCUCCUAAUCUUGACAGUGGCAUGGACACUACAUCAGGUGAAGAGAUGGACUCUGAUGAUGAUGACAGGAACAGCACACAUCAUCGCAUUCAUGCUCACACACAAAUAGAAACAACCUGGCCAAGUGACUCAGAGUAUAUUGAACCUACAUGUGUUUCUAAUGAUGAAGAUGAUGACAAUGUUGCUGAUAGUGAUGGUUGGACUCCGACACUCCGAAGACAUGUUGUUGAAGAGUUCACAGGUGAACAUCCUGGUCCCAAUGUGAACAAAGCAGACAUACCUACACCAAUAAGUGCUUUUGAAAAAAUAUUUCCUAAAUCGCUUGUGACAAAACUCAGAAGAGAGACUAAUGCUUAUGCAAAAUAUAUAAAAAGAAACAAAGGAGCGGACAAGUACUGGGCUAAAAUCAAAGAUGAUGAUGAGAUGGCAGCAUUUCUAGGCAUCAUGAUAAUUAUGGGAGUUGAUCCAAAGGGGGAACUGAAUGACUAUUGGUCAACAAAUACUGCUUUAAGAAAUGAAAAAAUUUCAGGUGUAAUGAGCCGUAAUAGGUUUCAAAAAAUAUUGCAAUAUUUUCAUGUCAAUGAUGCAAGAAAUGAUCCAGCUAAUAUAAGUAAUCCUGCUGAGAGAGCUACAGAGACAUAG
Molecule: messenger RNA, 1641 nt
Organism: Saccoglossus kowalevskii
Lineage: Eukaryota; Metazoa; Hemichordata; Enteropneusta; Harrimaniidae
Source: RefSeq, a predicted model, not a curated record